CGGCUUUCCACCAUUCGCAACUAUGUACCUCACACCCGGAAACGAGAACGUUAGUGAAUCUGACCAUCUCCGCCACCGUAGCUUCUUCCGCGAACCUAUCGGUAACAAGGUCCGCACGUAACCGCUUCGACGUCACCACAGCCCAACUACACUGCCUCAACGACGCAACUCCCUUCCGAAACGUACAACACACAUACAGCCACGUCGUAGGCUCAUUCUACGUCUACACCCCAACUAUCCCUUUUUCCGGUUUGCACUCGCCCGCAAUGCGCUACGACAAGAUCUUCCUCAAAAACAUACCACCCGGCACCACCAAAGAAUAUAUCCACGCCCUCUAUGCCGCCCAAGGCGCCCGCAAGGCAGGUAUCCCCUCCACAAUGCGCGGGUGCGCCAUCGUCACCUUCGACACGGAAGAGCAGGCCCGCCGUGCAGUUCGGGAGUCAGCCCUGCUGCGAAUCCAAGGGCGACAGGUCCAUGUGAGCAUGUACGUCAAGACCCCGACCUAUCGGCACAACGCGAAGCGCGCUCCCGCGGGAAAGCGACCAGAGACAGAGGGGCAUUGGGACGGGUCGGAUGCGGAUGACGAGACGGUGACGGAGGAGGGAGAGGCGCCGCCGUCUGGGGAGGCAUAUCCGCAGGUGCAGAAAGAAGCGCAGAGCCAGGCCAGCAUCCCCGAUAUCGACCGGAGAACAGAAUUCUGGCAUGGAUAUAUGACGAUCCGACCCGGUGACGCUAGGACCCGCUUCCCGACUCCUCCCAUACUCAAAGCUGCAGGACAAUACCGCGAAGAGCUUGAGUACUUUUGGCCCAAGCUUGGCACCGGAGGCGCUCCUCGGGUUCCUGAAUCGUCUGCGGAGGCGAGUGAAGGACGUACACCUGUGCCUCGUUUCCCACCCGGCCUCGAGCCGCACCCUCGCUAUCCGCCGGGCCUUGAACCACGCCUAGAGACGCCGGAUGCAACGCAUGGGAAGACGAUUUUCGAAGUACUCGAGGAACGUGCCGCAAAGGCGGACCUUGACUCCAGGAGUGUGCACUCCGAUAUCGACCAGGUCACUCCAGACACAAUCCCACGCCAACCAGCGCAGAUAGUCAUCAGCACCCCACCUUAUCCGUCGACCACAGAUAUCAUUCGCCAGCGGCAUCUGAGCUCGUGUCACCUCUGCAAGCGGAUGGCGCAGGGGCCGCCUGCUAAGGUAGAAAAUUGGCAUCAGUGAUGCUUGGGAGGAUGGACGUGCUCCGUUCGUGAGCGAUCGAUGCUCUCGGAUUCAUAUAUAUACUAGAUAGAUUCGUUUUAGAUGGCGAUGGGUAUCUUUGGUUGCUUGGUAUGCGCUGAGAUCUGUCACGUGUAUAUGUGG
Molecule: messenger RNA, 1355 nt
Organism: Trematosphaeria pertusa
Lineage: Eukaryota; Fungi; Ascomycota; Dothideomycetes; Pleosporales; Trematosphaeriaceae
Exons: 1
Coding region: 267-1214 (315 amino acids)
Molecular function (GO): RNA binding
Source: RefSeq, a predicted model, not a curated record